UUCUCUACUAUCCCUCAUUGUGGAGCCCUGGACGGAGAUGUCUAUAUCCGUAUUUCUUACAAUAAAGUAGUUCAAAGAAAAAAUUCAGAUUAUUAAUAUUUAUUUAUUCAAUCAAUUAAUCUUCAGUUUGUGCUUAGAAAAUCACAAAACUGAGAUUUAUUCUUCAAAAAGUAACGUACAGUAUCAUACCUCAAAACUCGAUUUUAAUUCAUAGCCAUAGUAUUGUAUACUUUAGUAGCACAUCAAGACUUCCCCAUAUAUAACAAGUAUAAAACUCCGUGCAUAUUGCGUUUCUGCUGAUUAAUCAAUUUGAAAACAACAAAUGGAAAGGUGGCUGCCGGAGAGGAAAAGCGGUUUUGCUUCUGGGUUUUUUUUUCCUGGGUGGAAAGGAACGGCCCACAGGAAAAGGUGACAGAGUAACGCCCCCAUUGGAGAAAGCCCCUGCUUUUUACUUUCAAAAGAAAACCAUCCAUUGUUUUCAUCGUCAACUAACACUGAUUUAAUAUAUAAAAAAAGUUUUACCUGCCAACAAAUCCUCGUUAAUCAAUGAAUUAAAAUCAACAGUCUGGAAGAGGAAGGUGCAGUAGUAGUUACUGGUUAGUGUCCGCCACCCGCAGCAGCUAGCUAGCAGCUGGUCUUCAAUCUUAAUCUAAAUCUAAAUCCUCCAUUGGGCUGGUUUUGUUGCAGUAUAAAAAGGAGCACCGGCCGAUAGCUUUACUCCAUCAUCCCGUCAUUCAUCUCUUCUCUCAUACAUCCAUUCCCUUCUCUGCGUUUCUCUCGUCCUCUGUUUUCUCUCUGUUUGAGCUUUUUGAGUUGCAUGCUGCAUUCUUCUGCAGUUCUCUGUGAGCAUUGAAUCAAUCAAUCCCAUCCACCUGCAGGUAAUAAUAAACAAUCCCUUCAACCCUCUGUCUCUCUGUCUUAUUGCUAGCUCUAUGCUCUGCUUUGUUUCGGGGCGGUUUGGAUGGUACGCGGCUGACCACCAAAAAAAAGACGAGAAGGGAUCAGGUCGAAUCACUCGAUUUGACCACCGUCAAGAAAAGAACGAGGAGGAUCGGAAGGAGAGGUUGUGAUUUUAUGAUGUGUUCCUACCUGCAUUGACGAGCACGCACAACACAUAGAAGUUCCCCAUCACUCUCUUCCUUCUCUUUAAAAUUUAUUUCACCCAAAUGUGCUAAUUUCUCUGCAUUCUUAAUUAAUAGUAUUAUUAUCAAAUUAAUAGGGAAGAUUUUCGGCGCAGAUUCUCGACCUGCAAAACCUACAAAACGUCGUAUUUUUAUUAUAUGCUAGAGGGACACCUGCAUGGACGAGAAAGAGAAGGGAAAUUGAGAGUUGUUGGCUUUGCUUGGUGUUCACGCCCAAAAAAGCUUUUUCUCUUUCAACCAUGAAUGUUAGCUUAGUGGGGGUUUUUCUUCUUUCACAAGAAUAUAUUAGCUAGUGAUUGACAGAUAAAGAAGAAAGGAUUUUAUAUUAAUUGAUUAAUAUUAUAUAACCAUAGAAACAUUUAUUCACACUAUCAUAAUCAUCAUUAUCUAUCACACUAACAAUAUUUUAAGUAAUUUCUCCCCCGGAAAUCACUCCCACUGCACAGUGUCUGGUUUAGAACGGAAGGUCCCAUUUUUAACGUUUAACCAACCAGGGAAGAAAACUAAGACAGGUUAGUUAGUCGAAAGGAAUUGGAUAAACCCCUGCAUUUGAUUUGAUCCAAUUUUUAACCCUGGUUAAUUUUGGGUCCUCUGUUUUCUUCGGCUAUAAAUAAAUGGCCGCACUGCCCUCUUCCCAUUUGUAUCAUCGUCGUGCACCUGAUUCAUUUUCCUUCCAAUCCCAUCCCUCCACCUUCGAUAUUUUUCAUUGGUUUCUGGGUUUCGUCCGUUUCGUUGGUGGGUAGGUGGAGCUCUCUGUUCUUUUCCUUCCCCUAGUUUCUGCAUACUGAUGUGCUUUCUUUCUUUACUCUGUUUCUCUGUUUCCCCAGCUAUAGCUAAGACUCAACCAACAAAGCACUCUCUUUACUCUGAUUUCUCUCCCUCGUGGGUUCCGUCCAUUCCCGUCUGGUAAGCUCUCCUUUCUCCUUGUUUUCUGCCACCCGCCAUUUUUGGCCAUCUGGGUUUUUCUUUAAAUGAAAUUAAGGGGUUUCUGGUGUAAGUUGAUUGUCUUUUUUACCAUGCAAGCAAGCAAGAAGCAGAAGCAAACUUGACUAGGACUAGUAGCCCAUUUUCCAGAAGCUGAUUCUGGUCUAAAGAACCCUACUUUUCUCGGCUUCACAGCUUGACUUUCCACGCCUAGAAUAAAUUUCUUUCCCUCUGUUAUCGUCUUUAUCUUCUUCUUCUUCUUCUUCUUCUACUCAGCUAAUCUUAAUCUAGUCUAAUGAAAAAGGUCGGUUCUUUUGGUGAAGUGAGGUUUGAAUUUUUGCUCUUUUUUCUUCUUCUUCUGUUUCUCUGUUUUUUCAACACCGUGAUCUCAUUAAUGGCUGUGCUGUCCAUAUAAUGACGUUUGACUCUCCGGUGAUUCGUCCACCUCUCUGUUCUUCUAUCUACCAAACAACCCCCACAAGCCUUAUUUAAAUCUGUUGCUUCUUUCUCCUAUCCAUCCUCUCCCAUUUAACUUGGUGUGCUCUGUUUUCCCCCCUCUUUCGUUUGAAGGUCCCGUCUGAAGAGAAGCCAUGGCUGCUAAUGGCGUGAUCACUCGCAUCAACAGCAUGAGGGAGCGCUUCGAUGGCACCCUCGCCGGAAACCGUAACGAGCUCGUCUCUUUGCUCUCCAGGAUCGAGGCAAAGGGAAAGGGGAUCCUGCAGCACCACCAAAUCAUUGCGGAAUUCGAAGCCAUCCCGGAGAAAGACCAGAAGGUUCUCCAGGAAGGCGUGUUCGCCGAUGUUCUGAAAUCGGCGCAGGAAGCGAUCGUGUUGCCUCCGUGGGUAGCUCUGGCUGUGCGCCCCAGGCCCGGCGUCUGGGAGUACUUUCGGGUCAAUCUCCAUGCUCUGGUCGUCGAGGAGCUCACUGUCCCCGAGUACCUCCACUUCAAGGAAGAGCUCGUAGAUGGAACCUCUAAUGGAAAUUUUACUCUGGAGCUGGACUUCGAGCCAUUCAACGCCUCGUUCCCUCGCUCGAGCCUCUCCAAAUCCAUCGGCAACGGCGUCGAGUUCCUCAAUCGUCACUUGUCCGCCAAGCUCUUCCAUGACAAGGAGAGCAUGCACCCUCUCCUUGAGUUCCUCAAGGUUCACUGCCACAAGGGAAAGAACAUGAUGCUGAACGACAGGAUUCACAAUUUCAAUUCUCUGCAAUAUGUGCUGCGCAAGGCAGAGGAGUACCUGAUCACGCUACCGGUCGAGACGCCUUACUCGACAUUCGAGCACAAGUUCCAGGACAUGGGGCUGGAGAGAGGGUGGGGCUCUACCGCGGAGCGUGCCUUGGAGAUGAUCCAGCUGUUGCUGGACCUGCUGGAGGCGCCCGAUCCUUGCACGCUCGAGACUUUCCUCAGCAGAAUCCCGAUGGUGUUCAAUGUCGUCAUCAUGUCUCCUCACGGUUACUUCGCUCAGGACAAUGUGCUUGGCUACCCCGACACAGGCGGCCAGGUUGUGUACAUAUUGGAUCAAGUUCGUGCUUUGGAAGAGGAAAUGCUGAUGCGUAUCAAGCAGCAAGGCCUCGACAUCACCCCUCGUAUCCUCAUUAUCACUCGUCUCCUUCCUGAUGCGGUUGGAACCACUUGUGGGCAGCGGAUGGAGAAAGUGUAUGGAACUCAGUAUUCAGAUAUUCUCCGAAUUCCAUUUAGGACCGAAAAGGGAAUUGUUCGCAAAUGGAUCUCUAGAUUUGAAGUGUGGCCAUACCUAGAGACGUUCACUGAGGAUGUUGCUACUGAAAUUGGCAAGGAGUUCCAAGGGAAGCCUGAUCUCAUCAUCGGGAACUACAGCGAUGGAAACAUCGUGGCCACAUUGCUAUCGCAUAAGCUGGGUGUUACCGAGUGUACAAUUGCUCAUGCUCUGGAGAAAACUAAGUAUCCAGAGUCAGAUAUCUACUGGAAGAAGAUGGACGAGAAGUACCACUUCUCUUGCCAGUUCACCGCUGAUCUUAUCGCCAUGAACCAUGCCGAUUUCAUCAUCACUAGCACAUACCAAGAGAUUGCUGGAAGCAAGGACACCGUGGGACAGUAUGAAAGCCACACCUCCUUCACCUUACCAGGGCUCUACCGUGUUGUUCACGGUAUCAACGUCUUCGACCCCAAAUUCAACAUUGUUUCCCCUGGAGCUGACAUGAGCAUCUACUUCUCCUACGUCGAGGAGAAGCGCAGGCUCAAGCAUUUCCAUCCCGAUAUCCAGGAGCUUCUCUACAGUGACGUGGAGAACAAGGAACACUUGGGGGUGCUCAAGGAUAAGAACAAGCCGAUCAUCUUCACAAUGGCUAGGCUAGACAGGGUCAAGAACUUGACCGGCCUGGUCGAGUGGUACGGCAAGAACAGCAAGCUCCGCGAGCUGGUGAACCUCGUGAUCGUGGGUGGAGACAGGAGGAAGGAGUCCAAGGAUCUGGAAGAGCAAGCCGAGAUGAAGAAGAUGUACAGCUUGAUCGAGGAGUACAAGCUGCAGGGCCAGUUCAGGUGGAUCUCUUCCCAGAUGGACAGGGUGAGGAACGGUGAGCUGUACCGUUGCAUAGCAGACACGAAAGGCGCGUUCGUGCAGCCAGCGCUGUAUGAAGCGUUUGGUCUCACCGUCGUUGAAGCCAUGACUUGUGGGUUGCCUACCUUUGCCACCAACAACGGUGGGCCGGCUGAGAUCAUCGUCCAUGGCAAGUCUGGGUUCCACAUUGAUCCCUACCAUGGUGAUCAAGCUGCUGAGCUUCUGGUGAACUUCUUUGAGAAGUGCAAGACUGAUCCGGCCCACUGGGACGAGAUCUCGCUGGGUGGCCUCCAGCGUAUUCAAGAGAAGUAUACUUGGCAGAUAUACUCGCAGAGGCUGCUGACACUCACUGCAGUGUAUGGUUUCUGGAAGCAUGUCUCGAACCUGGAUCGCCAGGAGAGCCGACGCUAUAUCGAGAUGUUUUACGCCCUCAAGUACCGUAAACUGGCUGAAGCUGUGCCAUUGACGGAGGAGUAAGGUGGUUGGCCGGAAACGGGAACAAAGGAAAGGUCUUUGAAUUGGCUGGAAGAGGGCUGUGGUUGAUGCAGGGGACUGUUCUUGGUGAUGAGUGAAUAAUGGUGACUGUCAUGGUUUGACAAAAGCUCUUUGUUUCUUUUGGGCAAUUUGUAAUUUGUCGCUUUUUUCAUUCCGCAUUUUCUGUUGGUAUUGUAUCUGUUUUUUCCCAUUCCCGGCAUUGUUUUGGAUGGAAAACUUGAGCCCAAUGAGAAAGUUGCAGUGAAUUUGAAUUGUGUUAAUCCAAUCUGCAGCCAUCGAUCUCACCGUAUCCAUAUUCCAAUUGCAAUCUUUCUCAUAUUAGAUCCGUGGUUAGUAAAAUGCAGUAUUGAGUAUACUACGAUAUUACAUCCAGAGUUGGGAUCGUCGUUUUCAUCUAGAUAAUAAUUUAAAAGUUCAGCAUCAAUUACAAAAUAUCAGAAGUUUGUAAUUGAAUAUAGAUAUAGAAGAUUU
Linum trigynum is the source of this 5566-nucleotide messenger RNA. The record is from the annotation of a GenBank genome assembly. Lineage: Eukaryota; Viridiplantae; Streptophyta; Magnoliopsida; Malpighiales; Linaceae.